UUCCCCGCGUUUAUUAAGGGCUCAACUCCCGCCUCUCGCUUACUCUUCUGCAGCUCCCAACUCCGCUCGGCCUUGCUGCUUCCAGGCAGCCACCGCCAGCCUUGAACUUGGUCUCCGGCCAUGCGUCUCCUCGCGUUCCUGCUGUGCGCUCUUAGGUCGGCAGUGAGGGCGGAGAACUCUGAUGAUUAUGAGCUCAUGUAUGUGAAUUUGGACAACGAAAUUGACAAUGGGCUUCAUCCCACCACCGAGGACCCCACGCUGUGCGACUGUCGCCAAGAGCACUCUGAGUGGGACAAACUCUUCAUCAUGCUGGAGAACUCGCAGAUGAGGGAGAGCAUGCUGCUGCAGGCCACCGACGACGUGCUCCGCGGCGAGCUGCAGAGGCUGCAGGCGGAGCUCGGCGGGCUGGCAGCAACCCUCCUGGCCAGGCCGCGCGCUUCUGCUGCUGGGGCGGCCGCCGAGGCUAGGCUGGCGCGCGCGCUGGACCGGCUGCUGCAGGAGAGCCGCGAUGCGGGCCGCCGCCUGGCGCGCCUGGAGGACGCGGGACCGCCGCGGGAGGCGGCCGGGCGCACCCUGGACGCGGUGCUCCUGGAGCUGCGGCGCACCAGGGCCGACCUGCGCGCUGGGCUGGGCUGGGCCGCUCGCCGCUGGCUGCCAGCAGGCUGUGAAACAGCGAUUUUAUUCCCAAUGCGUUCCAAGAAGAUUUUUGGCAGUGUUCAUCCUGUGAGACCAAUGAAGCUGGAGGCUUUCAGUACUUGCAUUUGGGUCAAAGCUACUGACGUAUUAAACAAAACCAUCCUGUUCUCCUAUGGCACCAAGAGGAAUCCCUAUGAGAUCCAGCUGUACCUGAGCUCUCAGGCCCUGGUGUUUGUGGUGGGAGGAGAGGAGAACAGGCUGGCUGCGGAUGGCACGGUUUUCCUGGGAAAGUGGACCCACUUGUGUGGUACCUGGACUUCCGAGAAUGGGAGCAUGGCCUUGUGGGCCAGCGGGGAGCUGGUGGCCACAGCUGUGGGGAUGGGCACAGGGCACAUUGUUCCUGAGGGAGGAAUCCUGCAGAUUGGCCAAGAAAAGAAUGGUUGCUGUGUGGGCGGGGGGUUUGAUGAAACCUUAGCGUUUUCUGGAAGACUCACAGGCUUCAAUAUCUGGGACCGAGUGCUGAGCCCGGGGGAGAUAAGAGAGCGUGGAGCAGAGGAGUCCUGUCACCUCCGGGGGGACAUUGUGGGCUGGGGAGUCACCGAGAUUCAGCCCCACGGAGGAGCGCAGUAUGUGUCUUAAGUGUUGUGAAACCCCACUUGGAGCCAAAGAAGGAAACUCACACUAAAUAUUUGCCAGUUGGGAAACUCUGUAAACUUCAGUGUGCAGUAACACUCCAGGCUAAUGGAGAGUGCUGAGAUUGGUCUUUUAUUUAUCUUGGCAAAAUACUGGCUAAGCAGUUGAAGGGGAGACAUUGGAGAAAGUUUUGGGGAUACUGUUACCAGACUUCAUGCCAUGGUGCUUUCAGAUUAAUGUUGUGUCUCUGCAGAUAAACUCUCAAAUAAUUAAAAAAGACUGUGCCGUGGACAGAAGGACGAUUAUUUUACUUUGAUCUUGUUUUGGCCUGAAAUGGCAUUUUACAUUGGAAGGUUGCAAAACAAGACUUCUUGUCUGUCCAUUGUUUAUUGUUAUUGCUAUGUAUCUUGUCACAAAAAAAUGAGGAUAGAAUAUAUUUAUGCUACCAAGUGACUUAACAAUUAAGAAUGUAGUUUAUGUGAUAACCAGGUGCUCCUUUUUUGGAGAAGGUAGUUGUGUAAGUUAUAUUGUAAAGUGGAUUUGUAUUAAUUUUAUUUUUGUAAAUCUUUACUGUAAAUAAAAUGUUUUAUAAACUC
Molecule: messenger RNA, 1865 nt
Organism: Jaculus jaculus (lesser Egyptian jerboa)
Lineage: Eukaryota; Metazoa; Chordata; Mammalia; Rodentia; Dipodidae
Gene: Ptx3
Product: pentraxin 3
Exons: 3
Coding region: 121-1275 (384 amino acids)
Biological process (GO): innate immune response
Molecular function (GO): complement component C1q complex binding
Source: RefSeq, a predicted model, not a curated record